AUGAGUUGUUGGCUUGAUACUGACGAUGAACUCGAAAUCAUCGACAGUACUUCCGUAGAGAUGAACCUCCUCAAGAGGAAGAAGCCUGAGGAGCAAGAAGAUAGAAAAAUGAGCUGGGUGGUUGAGGUUGACGAUAAACUCGAAAUGAUGGGCAAUGCUUCUUCAAGUUCAUCCCCCAAGAAACACUCUAUCUACAGAGUACCACCCUUCAUUGCACGCCAAAACAAGAAGGUCUACAGUCCUCAAACAGUGUCAUUUGGCCCUUACCAUCACGGUAAGGUUGAUUUGAAACCAAUGGAGUAUCACAAGGAGCGUUCUCUUCUUCAUUUUCUUCAGAGAACUAAAGUUCCUCUCAAAAUCAUCUUCGAUUCCUUCGCCCAAGUGGAAAAAGAGUUGAAAGAUUCAUAUGAUUCACUUGAUUCUAAGUGGCAAACUGACAACGAAGGCUUCUUGAAGCUGAUGAUUGUUGAUGGCUGUUUCAUGCUGGAAAUUUUCCGGGCAGUCACUAAAACUCCGGCCGAUUAUGACGCCGACGAUCCCAUUUUCGGAAAUCACGGGAAGGUCUAUAUGAUGCCGUUUAUCAAGCGGGACAUGUUGGUGCUGGAAAAUCAACUGCCCAUGCUUGUUCUUGACAAGCUUCUAGAUAUCAGUGGUAAAAAGGAAGAUGAGGAGUCCGUCAACAACCUGAUACUCAAUUUCUGUUGUUCCAAGACUCCUGUCAAAUAUUCACCAAAAUGGGGACAAUGCUUGCACGUACUUGAUAUAUUUCGGAAAUGCCGACUAGGUAAAGACCCCGGCACCGGCUCCGGCUCCGACAGAAAAUAUGGUAGCACAAAGCCGAGAAAAGUCAAUGCGACUCUAAUCACGCGCUCGGCAACGGAGCUGUUAGAAGCCGGUGUCCGAUUCGAGAAUAAAGAAAGCGACAGCCUUAACGGCAUCUCAUUCAAAAAAGGAGUCCUGACACUCCCCUCCUUCGUCAUCGACGAUACAACUGAAUCGACGUUUCUGAACAUGAUCGCUUUUGAACGGUGUCAUGUCGGCGCCGGCAACGAGGUGACGUCAUUCAUCUGGUUCAUGGACAACCUCAUUGACACCGCCGCUGACGUCAGCCUCCUGCAGUCCAAAAAUAUCGUCCAUAAUUUCAUCGGAAGUGACAAAGGUGCGGCCAAUCUGUUCAACACCAUCUCGAAGGAGUUGACGAUCGAUCAGGAGAGUGGGCUGGGCUCUGUGCAUUCGCAGGUCAAGGAAUACUGCGAGCAGAAGUGGCAUAGGUGGCGCGCCAAUCUCUGUCAUACCUACUUCACGAAUCCAUGGACUCUAAUUUCCGUCAUCGCCGCCGGCGUUCUUUUCGGUCUCACUGGAACUCAGACUGCAUUCAGUGCUUUGCAAUACUACCAGAGUCCGAGUCCGACUCCGAGUCCAAUUCCGGGUCAGCAUCACUAGGGAACUUCCUGUCCUCCGAGAACCGGGUGAAGCUACUACUUAAUUAUCAAUAAUGUUACUAAUAUUUCAUUUAAGCAUUUUAUUUGAGGACUUAAUAUAUCAUAAUUAUUAGAUUGUUAUUGAAUUUAAUUUAAUACCUAAAUUCA
Ilex paraguariensis (yerba mate) is the source of this 1589-nucleotide messenger RNA. The record is from the annotation of a GenBank genome assembly. NCBI's taxonomy places the organism in Eukaryota, Viridiplantae, Streptophyta, Magnoliopsida, Aquifoliales, Aquifoliaceae.